GGAGGGGCGCCGAGAGCAUUCGCGAUCAGUUUUAUAUUUCGAGGUUUCUGCAGAUUUUUGACUUGGUUUGUGAGCAGAUUGGUUCGUGUUCGAUUAUGAUCUGCCUGUAACUCCUCACACCCGUUCGACCUCUGCGUACGAUUUUAGCUAUGGCGGAAGUGAUUUUGUUAGAGUCGUGCGGCGACGUCGAGGAAGUGCCGAGCUUUCCAUGUCGUGGGGCGAAUGUCGAUUGAGAUUGGAGUCCGGUGAAUUGAAAGGUGUUGUAUGUGGAGUAAGAGAUUGUGGGCGACUGCAGGCCGCCGAGCAUAGACCAAAGGGUGUCUGAGCAAUUUUUAGCUUGUUGACGUGCCACAAUAUACUUACAUUUCGUAUGGAGAGUGGGAAUGGAGAAAGAGAUCGGGGAGGAGAGCACGCCGUUUGUGAGGGGCCGGUUUCCAUUAGAGAUUGAAUGACACCAACAUUUUUGGUCUUUUUAGGUUGUUCGAAUUGUUUGCGGAUUUGCAUGCAAGAGUCCUGAUGAAGGAGGGAGGUGAAUAGCAGCGUUACCUUCUUCCGUCACUUACUAUGGCGCAUCAAACUUCCCGCCUCCACCGCCUCCUCACUCUUCUGGAUACUGGAUCUACGUCUACAACGAGACGUACAGCAGCACGGCAGAUUGGAGAGAUAGCAAAGCUUCAUCCCACAGAACUCCGCCCCUUAUUAAGACGGGUCCGUCAGUUCCUGAGAAGCAAGAGUUGGGAUACGCGAGUAGCAGCUGCUCAGGCCAUUGGUGCCAUUGCCGAGAAUGUCAGUCAUCCUACCGUGAAAGAGAUUAUUUCGAAGGCAGAGGCCGAGCUUGCAGCCCUCGGUCACCCAUUAAACUUCUCAGUUUACCUUGACUUGUGUGCUCUCGGAACAUCUCAGUCUUCAAAUUCCUUGACAUUUAGCAGCUUUGACAUCCAGCGAGUUUUGGAAUUUGGUGCCUCGCUGCUAGCUUCAGGUGGUCAGGAGUACGAUAUCAGCGUCGACAAUACCAAGACUUCCGCGGAAAGGCUUGCUCGUCAAAAGAAGAAUCUCCGUCGGAGACUCGGGCUGGAUGGCUGCGAGCAAUUCAUGGAUGUUAACGACAUGAUACGAGAUGAAGAUCUUAUGUCGCAUCGAGGAGCAUAUACUAAUGGAGAUGGGCCAUCUCAUGGAUAUUAUGGCCAAGUAGGUGCUAAGCAAGAAGUGCAGGACUUGGUAGCAAACAUGAUGCCUCUGGCCAGGUCUCUUAGUGCUAGAGAACGGAAUAUGUUGAAACGCAAGGCUAAGGUCAUAGUUAAGGAUGGCAACAGCAAGGAGUGGCAAGAGGAGGAAGAUGCCGAGGAACCAACUGCUAAGCGUACCAAGAACACCAAAGCCGUCAUCACUGAGCAGCCGCAAGCUGGAGACAAGCUCGUGAUGGAAGCAGUACUUGAUGAUGAUAGCCCAGAACCAGAGGGAGAUGGACGUUGGCCUUUUGGUCACUUCGUAGAGUUACUAAUUCAUGACAUGUUCGACACAGUAUGGGAGAUCCGACACGGUAGCAUCAUGGCAUUAAGAGAAAUCUUGAGCACACAAGCAGCAUCAGCAGCUGUUGUCACCCCCGCGCUAGACGUGGAGGAGGUACCACCGGCGUGUGAUGCCGUUGGUGAUCUUAACUUAACAAGUUCAAGUAAAGGAAGAGGAUUUGAUCUUGAUUUGAAUGCCGGGUUAGAAGAGGAAACCUUGGACUUUCAGAGCGUGAAGGAAGAAGUCCCUGAUACUCGGAAUGGGACACAUGCUAAUAAUUGGAAUGGCUGUCAAAGUACACCUGAUAUCAAGCCGAGUUGGAUUGCUUCACAGGGAGCUGAUAUCAAUAUAGAGGCCGGUACUGUUGUAGUCAAGCCAGAGUUAGACCUGAAUCAGCUGGAUUUGAACCUAGAGGUGAGGGAUGAACCUUUCAGAGAAGAACCGAAAAUGGUGAAACUUGAACCCAGAGAAAUACCGUACGCGGAGAACGUGGAACGGAGGAUAGAUACUAGUGUUAAAGUGGAGAAUUGCUCAAACGCAAUUCGGCCUUUUCUAAACAUACCAAAAGACAGUAGAGCCUCUAAGCUUUUACUUUCUGCGAGGGAAUCAUGGGCUGCAAACCUGGAGUUCCUUCAGGACUGCACAAUCCGACUUCUUUGUGUUUUCUCUCUAGACCGAUUUGGAGAUUAUGUCUCUGAUCAAGUGGUUGCGCCGGUUCGAGAAACAUGUGCCCAAGUUUUAGGGGCAGCUUUGAAACACAUGUCCAAAGAACUGGUUCACGCUACUUUUAAUAUACUUCUGCAGAUGCAGGGCCGCCACGAAUGGGAGGUUAGACAUGGAAGUCUACUUGGGAUCAAAUAUCUUGUUGCUGUGCGGCAGGAUAUGAUGCGAGAAUUGCUUCCCAGAGUUCUACCAGCAUGUAUGGUUGGACUUGAAGAUCCUGAUGACGACGUUAGGGCAGUUGCAGCCGAAGCUUUGACACCGGCAGCAGCUGCUCUUGUUACUUCAAAUAGUGAGGCAGUUUCAGCUAUUCUUCUCUCGCUUUGGGAUAUAUUGCUUGACCUGGAUGAUCUUAGCCCCUCCACUAGCAGUGUUAUGCAUUUAUUAUCAGAGCUUUAUUCACAACCAGGAGUGCUCCCUAGAACUGUUAUGGAGAAGCGGAAACUCAUAGACUUGAAUGAGAUGGUUUCAGCCGAUGAGAACGGUGGAGAUCUCAGGGAUGGUCCUCGGGACGAUCCCUUCUUACUUGCAUCUCUGGCCCCUAGAUUGUGGCCAUUUAUGAGGCACAACAUCACAUCUGUUCGUCAUGCAGCCAUAAGAACUCUGGAACGCCUCCUAGAGGCCGGAAAUCAAGGCAAUCUUGGUAUCUCUCAGAGUGGAACUUUCUGGGCUGUUCCUAUUCUUGGCGAUGCAUUACGGCUUGUUUUCCAGAAUCUGCUGCUGGAAACAGACGACUCAAUACUAUUGUGUUCUCAGCGUGUUUGGCGGCUACUUUUGCAGUGUCCACAAAAACAUUUGGCAUCUGCAGCUGGGGCAUACUUUGCAUCUUGGCUGAAAUUAUCAAGCACUGCACUGGGAUCUCCCUUGGAAACGUCGAAGAUGUUUUCUCCUAACUCUUUGCCACGAAGAAGUCGAGUGAAGGUCGUUGAGAAGCUAAGAGGUGGGAAAGGAGGGAACAUGAGUGCUGGUGAGUCCAGGUGGCAAAGCCAAAGAGAAGCCUCAUCAAGGAGCAGAAAUGUGGACAACUUUACCAAUCAAUCCUCGAAAGUAAUUGUAGGAGCCGAGGGCGAGAAGUCUGUUGUACAAAUGCGGGUCGCUACAGCUUCAGCACUAGGCAUUCUGGCUGCGAGCCUUUCGGAUUCUAUGCUGGGAACAGCUGUGAUUGCCUUGUUAGAGCUUUUAAAUUCUACCUCUGGUGUCCAGCGACAGGUGGCCUCCAUGGUUCUCGUGUCAUGGUUCAAAGAGUUUCGAACUAAUCUGGAUCAAGAGAGGGUAGGCCAAGCUGUAGCGGCUGCGCAACCACUGCGCAUGCGCUUGCUGCAAUUGCUCUCAGCGACUGAUCCAGCAUUACCAACACCGGGUUCUAAUGCUCCGUAUUCCGAGCUCUCCCGUAUAUACACCAAGAUGAGAGGAGAAGCAGGGGCUCUCAUCAAGCAUGCGGAGGCGUCAGGGUACUCCAAGAUUCUCUUUCCAGAUGGGAUACCGUCGACGGAGGGACUGAAUGCAGAUGCCGCCAUAGAACUAGCUACGCGCCCUGGAUCUCCCUUGGAUAUUAGGCCUGCAGGAGAUCCACCUUUAGAUGAUAAAAUAGUCUCCUCUUCCGACAUGUACGAAUCCACUCGACAACGACUGCUGGCGACUGCAGGUUAUCUGACUAGCUUGCAGAUUAACUUGCAUAUUAGUGUACUCGCUUCACUUGCUGGAGCUGUGGUUUGGAUGGGCGAGCUCACAAGCAAAUUGAAUCCUAUAAUCCAACCGUUAAUGCAAGCUGUGAAGCGUGAGCAGGAGGAGGUUUUGCAACGUCCGGCGGCAGAUGCACUGGCUGAGGUUAUCAGUCAAUGUGUCGGAAGGAAGCCAAGUCCAAAUGACAAGCUCAUAAAGAACUUGUCUGUGUUGACAUGUGCUGAUCCUUUAGAGACGCCUGUAGCCACUGCUGCCAAUGCAGUUUCUGAAGAUACGGACAUUGGAGUUUCAGGGAAGAUUAACACCGGAGUGAAGGUGAAACCACAGGGUGGCUCUUCGAGUGAGGAGAGGUCUAGGAUUGAGGGUGCUAUAGCCAGACGUGGUGCCGAGCUUGCUCUUAAAUCGCUUUGUGACAAGUUUAGAGGUUCUUUGUUUGAGCAGCUUUCCAAACUCUGGGACUGCCUUACUGAGUCCCUUGGGCAGGGCAUUCCAGUUAGUGUAGCAUCUUCUUUUACUUGGAAUGAAGUUGUUCUACCAGACCUCAAAGCAGAUGCACAAGCUUUGGUUAACAAUCUUCAGGUCGUGCGCUCUCUUGCACCAGUUUUGGAUAAAACGCUGCAUCCCCAGAUACUGAGUCUACUUCCAGCCAUAUUUGCUUGUGUUUGCCAUGAGCAUGCAUUGGUGCGAGUCAGUGCUGCCAAAUGCAUCACUGCCAUGGCGAAAUCAAUAACAGAUCCUGUCAUGGCUGCCGUUCUGACGAAGGCUGUUCCUAUGCUUGGAAAUACAACAUCAGUGGAGGCCCGGCAAGGAGCUGGCAUACUUGUGUCCUACCUAGUUGAAGGUCUUGGACCUGAGCUAGUCGCAUACGCGCCACACCUUAUUGUUCCAUUGCUUGGCUGUAUGAGCGAUAUUAACAGCAAUGUCAGGCAAAGUGUGACUCACAGUUUUGCUGCCCUUGUGCCCCUCCUCCCCUUAUCUCGAGGAGUGCCAUCACCGCCUGGACUUAGUGAAUGCCAAGCAUCAAAGAGUGCCGAAGAUACAAGGUUUCUUGAGCAGCUUUUGGAUAAUACGCAGGUAGAUGACUACAAGGUGGCAGUACCUAUAGCAGCGACAUUGCGCAGAUAUCAACAGGAAGGAAUCAACUGGCUUGCAUUUCUUAAGAGAUUCAAGCUUCACGGAAUACUCUGCGAUGAUAUGGGUCUGGGGAAAACUUUGCAAGCAUCAGCCAUAGUCGCUUCAGAUACAGCUGAACGUUUGGCAGCAUAUACGGCUACAAAAAGUCCAGACAUGUGUCCUCUGCCAUCUUUGAUUGUCUGUCCUUCCACAUUAGUGGGGCAUUGGGCUUUCGAGAUUGAGAAAUUUAUAUCCCCGGAUGUGCUGAAUCCAUUGCAGUACAGUGGAACACCUCAAGAUCGUACUGCUUUGCGCUCUCAAUUCCACAAACAUAAUGUUGUUGUCACCUCGUAUGAUGUGCUGCGGAAAGAUAUAGACUUUCUCGGGCAGAAGGUGUGGAACUAUUGUGUGUUGGAUGAGGGCCAUGCCAUCAAAAAUUCGAAAUCGAAGAUUACUCUGGCAGCUAAACGGAUUCAAGCCGAACACCGUCUGAUAUUGAGUGGUACCCCUAUUCAGAACAACGUGCUGGAGCUUUGGUCCCUGUUUGACUUCUUAAUGCCGGGCUUUUUGGGAAGUGAGAGACAGUUCCAAUCCAAUUAUGGAAGGCCUCUCACCGCUGCAAGAGAUGCUAAAUGCUCAGCUAAGGAAGCUGAAGCAGGAGUUUUAGCCAUGGAAGCUUUACAUAAGCAGGUUAUGCCGUUUUUACUGCGCCGGACGAAAGAUGAGGUGCUGGCUGACCUUCCCCCGAAAAUCAUACAAGACAGAUACUGCGAUUUAAGUCCCCUCCAGUUACGGCUUUAUGAGGAUUUCUCACGCUCACAAGCAAAGAAAGAAGUUUCUAGUUUAGUGCAGGCUUACGGUGGACCAGAAGUUACCGAAGCCUCGAGUGGAUCGGGUGGUGCUUCCGCACAUGUAUUCCAGGCAUUGCAGUAUUUGCGAAGGCUGUGCAGCCACCCUCUCCUGGUCGUAAACGAGAUGUCCAACGAGACUGUCGCAGCAUUCCAGGCCGAAACUGCUUCAAGCAGUGGUAAAGACUCAAAGGCAGGACUUCAUGAUCUGCAACAUGCACCAAAGUUAUUAGCUCUGAAAGAGAUUUUGGAGGAGUGCGGCAUAGGUGUUCAAGAUUCAUCUGGGGACACAGGUAUAGAGGGUGGCCAGCAUCGAGUUCUAAUCUUUGCUCAACUCAAGAGCUUUUUGGACAUAAUCGAGAAGGACCUUUUUGAAGCACACAUGAAAAGUGUUACGUAUCUACGGUUGGAUGGGUCGGUGGAAACAGAUAAAAGGUUUGGCAUUGUCAAAGCCUUCAACUCCGACCCCACAAUCGAUGUUCUCCUUCUUACGACACAUGUUGGUGGAUUGGGAUUAAAUCUGACAGCAGCAGACACCGUUGUAUUUAUGGAGCAUGAUUGGAAUCCUAUGCGAGAUCUACAGGCUAUGGAUCGGGCACAUAGGUUGGGUCAACGGCGUGUUGUUAAUGUACAUCGACUUAUUAUGCGAGGAACAUUGGAGGAGAAAGUAAUGAGUUUGCAGCGAUUUAAGCUUUCAGUGGCCAACACUAUCAUAACUGCAGAAAAUGCCAGCCUAAACUCUAUGGACACCACGCAGUUACUUGAUCUGUUCACAGUUUCUGCCAACUCUGGAAAGGCUAGUGCUUCGAAGAAGAGUGGAGAUGAAGAAGCAGAUGGAGCUGCAGCUGCCAAUGCGGCAGGCGGUGGCAGGGGUAUGAAGGCAAUGUUGAAUGGUCUUGAAGAGUUGUGGGACCAGUCUCAAUACACGGAGGAGUACAACAUGGGCCAGUUCGUUAACCGUCUCAACAGUUGAUAUUUUCGACUGAGAAUCUGCCCUUCCCGUAACCGUGGACACAGUACAUUUCUCUCACCUCAUUGUCCCUUGAGAUUUUCAGGAGCUGCCUCGAAGAUCGUAAACCUAGAGGCAUGUGAGAUGAAUUAGCCAAUUUUUUCGAGGCACUUCGUGCUCUCGGCAAUAAUGAAGGCGAGCGGAGCAAGUUUUCGGAGUAGCUCUUAGCUCGAGUAGCGUCAUCAAUGUUUUGACGAGUCUAGUUCACUGAAGCUGCGAGCGCAUGCACGCCAGUGAAUUGUCCAAUUUUGAAGCCUAGUCAUCAUCCUUCUAUAGUUGAAGGCCUCUCUUUUCUUGGAUUCCAAGUCAAGUGUUCGAAGCUUGGUUACAGUUGAAAGACUGCUGUGGGUAGCAGUUGAAGCUCGGUGAAGCCCCAAUUUUUCCAGCAAUCCAGCUGAGCUCAAUGGCGUAUCUUCUGUGGAGAUUCGAACAGGGACAUUGUUGCUGUGGUCGGCUGAUAGAACUGUUAUUGGAAUCAAUCAGCACUCAAACAACUGACGGAAGCUGCAUGACUGUAAUUAUAUCGUCUGGAUGAGACAAUCGGGGAGAUUUAAGGGUGUGCAUGUUCGUGGCAGAAGAAAUAUUUGAAGAGCUUAUCUUAUCACACUGAAGUUCGGUUUGCAACAGUUUUGGUUCUCCGGGGGUAAGUCACCAAAUCGGUGAAAGAUGCUGCUCUGGUUAGUUUCCUGGAGAGAGCUGAUGAUCUGAGGCUGAAUUCUGCCAUAGAAUCGCAUUCUCGCCUCUUCUUAUUCAUGCAUUUUUCCAAUGUGGACCUGCCUUGCAGAGUUAAUCUUAUUUUCUGAGCUGUAUUGGGCUUUUAUCAGAGGUAGAUCAAAAAUGUAGAUCUCCUUUGAUAAAGUUCCAAUACGAAACUCAAAACUCCGCCCUCCAUAAUUUAUGGUUGGUCCACUACUGUACCCUUGUAUCAUGAUUGGGAAGAGAAUAUUUUUAAGUCUCA
Messenger RNA from Marchantia polymorpha subsp. ruderalis, 7840 nucleotides. NCBI's taxonomy places the organism in Eukaryota, Viridiplantae, Streptophyta, Marchantiopsida, Marchantiales, Marchantiaceae. The record is from the annotation of a GenBank genome assembly.